Glycine soja is the source of this 2150-nucleotide messenger RNA. RefSeq names its product CBL-interacting serine/threonine-protein kinase 6-like. The record is from RefSeq and is a predicted model, not a curated record. Lineage: Eukaryota; Viridiplantae; Streptophyta; Magnoliopsida; Fabales; Fabaceae. The coding region runs from base 363 to 1685 and encodes 440 amino acids. The transcript has a single exon. Gene Ontology annotation, biological process: signal transduction; protein phosphorylation. Gene Ontology annotation, molecular function: protein kinase activity; ATP binding.
GGAACCAGAGAGAAAAAAAAAAAAAGAGGAAAAGAAAAAAGCCACUGAGUGCGAUUCAAUAAUUGCGAAAAACCACGGGGAGUGUUGUUUGUUUCGGUCCCGGCUGGACCAGGGAAUGAAUAGAGAUGAGAGGCUUUCGGCUUAAGAAAACUGAGUUAAGCGGCCAAGCCAAACGCAGAAUCGGCGGCAGAAAUUGCCACCGGAAGCACGUCGAAGACGGGUGAACUAAAAAGAAGAAUCUCAUCCACCACUUAUCCUUUCAAUCCCCAACCCCAAAAAAAUCACAACUUCUAGUAGUAAAAAAAAAAAAAGACUAGAAGGUAGUAUAGUAGAGUGUUUUUCAUUUUUUAUUUUUUAUUUUAAUGAUGGGAGAGAAAAGCAACAGCAACAGCGGCGACGCGAUUAACUCGACGCUGCUCCACGGGAAGUACGAGCUGGGGCGGCUGUUAGGCCACGGAAGCUUCGCGAAGGUAUACCACGCGCGCCACCUAAACACCGGAAAGAGCGUGGCGAUGAAGGUGGUGGGAAAAGAGAAGGUGGUGAAGGUAGGCAUGAUGGAACAAAUCAAGAGAGAGAUCUCAGCCAUGAACAUGGUGAAGCACCCGAACAUCGUUCAACUUCACGAGGUCAUGGCGAGCAAGUCCAAGAUCUACAUCGCCAUGGAGCUCGUGCGCGGCGGCGAGCUCUUCAACAAGAUCGCCAGAGGCCGGCUCCGGGAGGAAACCGCCAGACUUUACUUCCAACAACUCAUCUCCGCGGUGGACUUCUGCCACAGCCGCGGCGUCUUCCACCGCGACCUCAAGCCGGAGAACCUCCUCCUCGACGACGAUGGCAACCUCAAGGUCACUGACUUCGGCCUCAGCACUUUCUCCGAGCAUCUCAGGCACGACGGCCUGCUGCACACUACGUGUGGCACGCCGGCCUACGUUGCGCCUGAGGUCAUCGGAAAAAGAGGUUACGACGGCGCCAAGGCUGAUAUUUGGUCUUGUGGCGUAAUCCUCUACGUACUUCUUGCUGGUUUUUUACCUUUCCAGGAUGAAAACUUGGUGGCUUUGUACAAGAAAAUUUACCGCGGUGACUUCAAGUGUCCACCGUGGUUUUCCUCCGAGGCACGGAGGCUCAUCACCAAGCUCCUCGACCCGAACCCGAACACGCGAAUCACGAUUUCGAAAAUCAUGGACUCGUCGUGGUUCAAGAAACCCGUGCCAAAGAACUUGGUGGGAAAGAAAAGAGAGGAAUUGAACUUGGAGGAAAAGAUUAAACAUCAGGAGCAAGAAGUUUCCACUACGAUGAAUGCAUUUCACAUCAUUUCCCUUUCGGAAGGGUUCGAUUUGUCGCCGUUGUUCGAGGAGAAGAAGAGGGAGGAGAAAGAGUUACGUUUCGCCACCACGCGCCCCGCGAGUAGCGUGAUUUCGAGAUUGGAAGAUUUAGCGAAGGCGGUGAAGUUCGACGUGAAAAAGAGCGAGACUAAGGUGAGGUUGCAGGGUCAAGAAAAUGGGCGAAAAGGUAAACUCGCUAUUGCUGCGGAUUUGUACGCCGUGACGCCGUCGUUUUUGGUCGUGGAGGUUAAGAAAGACAACGGUGACACCUUGGAGUAUAACCAGUUCUGCAGCAAGGAGCUUCGGCCAGCGCUCAAGGACAUCGUGUGGAGGACUUCUCCUGCAGAGAAUCCUACACUCGCUUGAACAACAAAUUCAAUUCAAUUGUCGUUCCUUUGUAGUUUUCUUGUUUCAGAACAGAGACAUAUUUUAAUUAUUUGCUUGCUUCUUUGUUUGGAUUCUAAUUCUAUGUUUUAGCCUCUCGGGGGUGUCGUCGUCUUUUUACCCAGGAAAGGGGGAAUUGUUGAAAAGGCGAAUGCAGUAGUAGUGAACCGAAAUGGACAUCGAGGAGUUGUUGUCGAUGAUUCGGGUACAUGUGCUGCCUGUUGUAUUGCUCGUGGCUGAUGUUGUUGCUAUGUUGGCGUGAUUGUGAAUAUGCUUGCAAAUUGAUUGGUGUGGCUCAUGGUCAUUCGUGGCUGCGUUUAAUUUAUUUUUUCUAUUAUUUAUUUUUUUGGUGAAUGAGUGCUUUGUUUGGGGUCGGUCAGUGAUGACGUGUAUGUUAAUUUCUGAACUCUGGACCUUAAUUGCCAAAUAAAAGAGGAAAUUGACUUC